Messenger RNA from Leptosia nina, 996 nucleotides. The record is from the annotation of a GenBank genome assembly. Lineage: Eukaryota; Metazoa; Arthropoda; Insecta; Lepidoptera; Pieridae.
AUGGAUAUUAUAUCGAUUUUGUUUGAUUUAUUUACCUACGGAGUAUUUACAACUCUAGUUGGUUUCGUUGUUCUAGUGAUAAUAUUAAUGAUUUUUACAAAACCAUAUCCGAUAGUGGACAGAUUUAAAGAAGAAGAAACAUUUUAUGACCCUACAACCAAAUCUCGUCAAAUGUUUUAUCAACUAGAUCAACCGAGUCAAGUUCAUUUAAGUGUUAUAGUUCCUGCUUAUAAUGAAGAAGAACGAUUACCUCCAAUGCUUGAUGAAGCCAUUGAAUUUUUAGAAGACAGAAGCCAAAAGCAAUCUUUUAAGUAUGAAAUAAUAGUUGUUAGUGAUGGCAGCAGUGAUAGAACAGUUAGUGUAGCUGAAAAGUAUGUUGAAAAAUAUGGCUCUAAUAAAAUUAGAUGUUUGCAAUUAGUAAAAAAUCGAGGUAAAGGGGGUGCUGUUAAAUUGGGCAUACUAAGCUGCAGAGGUGCUUCAAUAUUGUUUGCCGAUGCAGAUGGAGCAUCUAAGUUUGAGGAUUUAGAAAAACUUGAGAUCGCUCUGAUGGAACUUAUAAAGUGUCAAAGCCAACAAUUACAAGAAAUCAGCAAUGGUAGUGCUAUUGUAAUAGGAUCCAGAGCACAUUUGGAGGAAGAGUCUUUAGCUAAAAGAAGCUUCUUUAGAAAUAUUUUAAUGUACGGGUUUCACUUCUUAGUGUGGCUAUUUACUGUCAAAGGUAUAAGAGAUACGCAAUGUGGAUUUAAACUGUUUACAAGAAAUACAGCAAGGAUUUGCUUUGAAAAUCUACAUGUUAAUAGAUGGGCCUUUGAUGUAGAACUACUUUACAUAGCACAAAAAUUAAACAUUCCAAUCACAGAAAUUUCAGUACGGUGGACUGAAAUAGAAGGGUCUAAAGUAACACCUGUGUUAUCUUGGAUUCAAAUGGGCUGCGACUUGGGCCUCAUUUGGCUUAAAUACAAAAUUGGAGCAUGGAGGUUAAAGCGUAAUAAUUAA